Molecule: messenger RNA, 537 nt
Organism: Monodelphis domestica (gray short-tailed opossum)
Lineage: Eukaryota; Metazoa; Chordata; Mammalia; Didelphimorphia; Didelphidae
Product: keratin-associated protein 1-4-like
Cellular component (GO): keratin filament
Source: RefSeq, a predicted model, not a curated record
CUCCUCCUUACCACCCACAACAAACCAAAACCAGCCAACACCAUGGUCCAAUCCUGCUGUGGCUCUGCCUCCUCCUGCUGUUGCCAGCCUAGCUGUUGCCAGUCUAGCUGCUGCCAGCCCAGCUGUUGCCAGUCUAGCUGCUGCCAGCCCAACUCCUGCUCCACUAGCUUCUGUGGCUUCCCCAGCUGCUCUACUGGAGGAAACUGUGGUUCUAGCUGCUGCCAAGAGAACUGUGGGACUGGUUGCUGCCAACAGGGAGGCUGUGGGACCAGUUGUGGAACCAACUGUGAGACCACCUGCAGGACCAGGUGUUACCAACCUGAAUGCUGUGGAGGUGAGAGCUGCCGCACCAGGUGGUGCCGCCCAGACUGCAGGGUUGAGGGCACUUGCCUGCCACCCUGCUGCGUGGUCAGCUGCACUCCCCCAUCUUGCUGCCAGCUCCACCAUGCCCAGGCCUCUUGUUGCCGCCCAUCCUACUGUGGCCAGUCUUGUUGCCGUCCAGCCUGCUGUUGCCAUUGUUGUGAACCCACCUGCUGA